AUGACAGCCGUACAAACAGCAAGACUGGCCGCUACAGUCACACCUAUCCCUAUCCGACACCACAGCACAACAUUCUUCGAGCUGCCACUCAAGAAACGCAAGCAACGCCGCAUUUUAGAGGAGGAGGAGCGCCGACGGGCCCUUUUAGAAGCUGAGGAGGAGUCCCGAUCAGAGGCAUGGAACUACAUCAUCGAGUUCCUGGAGGUUUCUGAGUGGUGCGAUCAAAUGGACCAGAUUACAGUCGUAUACGACGCUGUCCCGACAAUGGAGGAGCUAGGUGCUUACGGUUUCUUGGACGAGAAGGAAGGAACCAUCGCCUGCCGACGACUAUUCAAAGCUCCCGUUGUAUGGGACGAGCUAGGCCACGGAUUGUGGAAGCUCUUGCGAUCAGUUGCGGACCAGAAGCGGGCCGCCCUGGAGGAGGUCGCCAAGGCAAACCCAUGGAACUCAGCUUCCGAAGCAUCAAACUCAGUCGCCAGCCCAAGACGAUCCUCGUCACGACGAGCAUCACAGGACUCAUGUGCGACGACAAUGUCUGGCGAGUCGGUAUCACCACACGCCUCACUAAGCUCGUCGCCCGCCAGGAAGGGCAGUGUCCCUCGUAUCUUUGCCCGAAUCACAGCUCGGCGAUAG
This is a messenger RNA of Pochonia chlamydosporia 170, 633 nucleotides long. RefSeq lists its product as hypothetical. The record is from RefSeq and is a predicted model, not a curated record. The transcript has a single exon. NCBI's taxonomy places the organism in Eukaryota, Fungi, Ascomycota, Sordariomycetes, Hypocreales, Clavicipitaceae. Bases 1 to 633 code for a protein of 210 amino acids.